CGAGGAUGAUUGUGGUGCAACUGUGGUGAUUGCAGGGCGGUCAUGUGGAGGGAUGGCGAGGCUUUGCCUCUUUCAACAGAUCAUAAGCCUUAUCGAUUUGAUGAACUGGCAAGAAUUGAGAGAUCUGGUGGAUGGGUUGUGAACUGGCAUGGUUUCAGAGUUCAAGGGGUGCUUGCCAUCUCGAGAUCUGUAGGAGACUAUGAUCUCAAGCCACAUGUGAUCUCCACGCCAGAGUUGACCGUCAUCAACCGGACAGACAAAGAUGAGUUUCUGAUAUUGGCAAGUGAUGGACUGUGGGAUGUUAUUUCCAAUAUCGUGGCGUGCAGGGUGGUUAGGAACUGCCUCACUGGACGAUCAGCCAAGAGAUAUCCGGACUCUGUUAAAGGGCACACUGCUGGUAUUGCAGCUUCACUCUUGACCAGGAUGGCAUUUUCACAAAGAAGCUUGGAUAAUGUGAGUGCAGUGGUUAUCCAGUUUGCAGACUUGCUAGAAUGAUCUUGUGAAGGAGGGUGCUGGUCUUUUUACUGGCCUUGUUUAGGUAUAGAGUGUGUAUGUUGUCGUAUCUAAUGGUAGAUGUCUAGUCUAAGCAAGGGGAAGAGCUGAAGAGUUGCAACAUUAACCUGGGAUAGGAAAGAAAAUUGGGAAGAUAUGGUUUUUUGUUAUGUCGAAGUUGUAAAACAAUAAUGCUAAUAAAAGGCCAGAAAUGAAGUUUCAAAUUGAA
This is a messenger RNA of Asparagus officinalis (garden asparagus), 721 nucleotides long. Its product is annotated as probable protein phosphatase 2C 8. Lineage: Eukaryota; Viridiplantae; Streptophyta; Magnoliopsida; Asparagales; Asparagaceae. Gene Ontology annotation, cellular component: nucleus; cytosol. Gene Ontology annotation, molecular function: protein serine/threonine phosphatase activity. The transcript is spliced from 3 exons. The record is from RefSeq and is a predicted model, not a curated record. The coding region runs from base 43 to 495 and encodes 150 amino acids. Gene Ontology annotation, biological process: protein dephosphorylation.